AUGACGCAGGGUCCGGGCGGGCGCGCGCCCCCCGAGCCCCCCGCGGCCCCCGAGCCCGAGGCGCCCACCACCUUCUGCGCGCUGCUGCCGCGCAUGCCGCAGUGGAAGUUCGCGGCCCCCGCCGGCUUCCUGGGCCGCGGCCCGGCGGCGGCGCGGGCGGCGGGGGGCCCGCUGCCUGCGCUCAGCCGCUGCCGGGCCCCGGGGUCGCGCGGGCCGAGGGGCGCGCGGGGGGCGGCCGGGCCCCCAGACGCCGCCGCCGACGAGUGGAUCCGCAAAGGCAGCUUCAUCCACAAGCCGGCGCACGGCUGGCUGCACCCAGACGCCAGGGUCCUGGGCCCCGGGGUCUCCUACAUCGUGCGGUACAUGGGCUGCAUUGAAGUCCUCCGCUCCAUGCGCUCCCUGGAUUUCAACACUCGCACCCAGGUCACCAGGGAAGCCAUCAACCGGCUCCACGAGGUGGUGCCCGGCGUCCGGGGCUCCUGGAAGAAGAAGGCUCCCAACAAGGCGCUGGCCUCCAUCCUGGGCAAGAGCAACCUGCGCUUUGCCGGCAUGAGCAUCGCCGUCAGCAUCUCCAUCGACGGCCUCAACCUCUCGGUGCCCGCCACGCGCCAGAUCAUCGCCAACCACCACAUGCAGUCCAUCUCCUUUGCGUCGGGUGGUGACACGGACAUGACAGAUUAUGUGGCCUACGUCGCCAAGGACCCUAUCAACCAGAGAGCCUGCCACAUCCUGGAGUGCUGCGAGGGGCUUGCCCAGAGCGUCAUCAGCACCGUGGGCCAGGCCUUCGAGCUGCGCUUCAAGCAGUACCUGCACAGCCCGCCCACGGCGGUCGUCCCCCCGGAAAGGCUGACGGGGCCCGAGGAGUCGGCCUGGGGGGACGAGGAGGAGGCGGAGCACAAUUAUUACAACAGCAUCCCGGGGAAGGAGCCACCCCUGGGCGGGCUGGUGGACUCCAGGCUCGCCCUCACGCAGCCCUGCGCCCUCGGGGCCCCGGGCCAGGGAGCAGCGCCUGCUCGAAGAGACGCCCGUGGCCUCCCGUGGGACCUGGGCCCCUCAGCCCCGCCCGGGGACGGCUACGUGCAAGCAGACGCCCGGGGCCCCCGAGACUACGAGGACCACCUCUACGUCAACACGCAGGGUCUGGAUGCCCCGGAGCCCCUGCAGCCGGAGGACAGCCCCAAGAAGGACCUGUUCGACAUGCGACCCUUCGAGGACGCCCUGAAGCUGCACGAGUGCUCUGUGGCCGCAGCCCCCCUCCCCUUGGAGGACCAGUGGCCCAGCCCCCCGACCCGCCGGGCCCCCAUCGCCCCCACGGAGGAGCAGCUGCGGCAGGAGCCCUGGUACCACGGCCAGAUGAGCCGGCGGGCGGCCGAGAAGCUGCUUCGAGCCGACGGCGACUUCCUCGUGCGCGACAGCGUCACCAACCCCGGGCAGUACGUCCUCACGGGCAUGCACGCGGGGCAGCCCAAGCACCUGCUGCUCGUGGACCCCGAGGGCGUGGUGCGGACGAAGGAUGUCUUGUUCGAGAGCAUCAGCCACCUGAUCGACUACCACCUGCAGAACGGGCAGCCCAUCGUGGCCGCCGAGAGUGAGCUGCACCUGCGCGGAGUGGUCAAGCGGGAGCCCUGAGCAGGUGACAGUUCUCAGCUUGGCUCCUGUCCCUGCUCCCCAGACGCCCCUGUGGCCUUAUGGGCUCCUCAGCCUUCUCUGGACCCUGGUCAUGCUGGAACCG
This is a messenger RNA of Equus quagga, 1732 nucleotides long. It is a transcript of the gene SHC2, whose product is annotated as SHC adaptor protein 2. Lineage: Eukaryota; Metazoa; Chordata; Mammalia; Perissodactyla; Equidae. The coding region runs from base 1 to 1629 and encodes 542 amino acids. Gene Ontology annotation, biological process: intracellular signal transduction; cell surface receptor protein tyrosine kinase signaling pathway. The transcript is spliced from 14 exons. Gene Ontology annotation, cellular component: plasma membrane. The record is from RefSeq and is a predicted model, not a curated record. Gene Ontology annotation, molecular function: receptor tyrosine kinase binding.